AUGGCGACCGAGACGCAAAUCGAAUGCCGCGCAGAAUACGCCAUUGGCACUGGCAUAUUCAUGCUUCGAUGGGCCACGCGAGCAAAGAUGAGGUUGUGGGAGCUGGGCGACUGGUUCUCGGUGUCGGCAUGGGUGUUCUUUACCAUAAUUUAUGCUAUGGUGGAGUACUUGUCUGUCAUGGGAGCUCCUAUCGGUCUCACGCAAGCACAACGCGAAGCUCUCCCAACAGCCAUGAAGAUAUCAAUGCGGGAGGGCGCGAAAGCCAUGUUCGCUUCGUUCUUCUUCCUCAUAUGCUUGGUCUGGAGCCUGAAGGCAUGCUUGAUCGUGUUCUUCCUCAACUUGACGAAGAACACGCCUCUUCGAAACUACGUCUGGGCCAUGGCCGGAAUAUCUGUGGCGUGUUUCCUGGCCGCAAUCAUUGCGCAGUUCACACACUGCCUACCGCUCCACCACAAUUGGCAGAUUCUGCCCGACCCGGGGAAAGAAUGUUCGGCCGGCAUAAUCAUCAACAUUGUGAUUGCCGUCGGCAAUGUUCUCGUUGAUGCGCUUCUGCUCGUGGUUCCAGCCAUCAUGCUCAAAGAUGUACGAAUCAGGAUAUGGCGGAAAGUUCGAAUUGGGUUCUUGCUCUCGCUUGGGAUCUUCGUCAUGACAAUGGCGAUUGCACGCUGUAUCCUUUCGAUUGGUAACAGCGCACAAGUCGCUCAGGCCUCCGUGUGGGCGCAACGAGAAGCUCUCGUAUCCAUCUUCGCCGUCAACGCACCCAUCAUCAACGCCCUCUUCCGAUCCGAAACCUGGCGCACCCAAGCUAGCGGUAGCAAUUCUUACUCCAAACAACUCUACUCCUCUGAAAAUAGUCGAGCGGAUCGUAAAAGCAAGAAUUUCGAGAUCUACAAAAUGACGAAUAUCGAGACAACCAGCAAGGAGAGCACGUCGGAGCUGGUGCAGAGCCCUGCUGUGCCUGCGCAGUGGAACUCGAGCAGUAGGUCGAUCAAGAGCGUGGUCUGA
Parastagonospora nodorum SN15 is the source of this 1005-nucleotide messenger RNA. RefSeq lists its product as hypothetical. Lineage: Eukaryota; Fungi; Ascomycota; Dothideomycetes; Pleosporales; Phaeosphaeriaceae. The transcript is spliced from 4 exons. The coding region runs from base 1 to 1005 and encodes 334 amino acids. The record is from RefSeq and is a predicted model, not a curated record.